CCUUAUCCAGCCCUCAGCCACAAGGUCCAAACAGUGCAAGGAUGGAAGUCAAAGGUCAGCUGAUCAACUCUCCUACCUUCAAUGCUCCAGCUGCCCUGUUUGGAGAGGCUGCCCCACAGGUGAAGUCAGACCGUCUUCGAGGGCUGCUUGACCGCCAGCAGGCCCUGCAAGAGACCCUGAGACUGAAACUUCAAGAGCUCAGGAAAGUGUGCCUGCAGGAGGCGGAGCUAACUGGUCAGCUGCCCCCUGAGUGCCCACUGGAGCCUGGUGAACGACCUCAGUUGGUCCGCCGGAGGCCUCCUGCAGCACGUGCCUACCCUCCACCACACUCAAACCCAGCACACCACUCCUUGUGUCCUGCUGAGGAACUGGCUCUUGAGGCCCUGGAGCGUGAGGUAUCAGUACAGCAGCAGAUUGCAGCCGCUGCCCGCCGCCUGGCCCUGGCCCCUGACCUCAACGGAGAACAGAGGCGGCGCAGGCGCCAGGUACAGGUCGAUGCUCUGCGAAGGCUGCAUGAGCUGGAGGAGCAGCUCAGGGACUUCCGGGCCCGCCUUGGCCUCCCGGUGCUCCAGCCACUGCCACUGUCUUCGGGAGCACCAGUCAAUGCCCAGGGUGUCUGCCUGGGUACACGCCUUGCUCAGCUCAGCCAAGAGGAUGUAGUUCUGCACUCGGAGAGCAGCUCCCUCUCAGAGUCAGGUGCCAGCCAUGAUAAUGAAGAGCCUCAUAGCUGCUUCCCUCUAACGGAGCGCCCCUCCCCACCAAAAGCCUGGGACCAGUUUCGGGCGGUAUCUGGGGGGAGCCCCGAGCGACGUGCCCCAUGGAAACCUCCGCCAUCAGAUAUUUAUGGGGACCUGAAGAGCCGGCGCAACUCUGUGGCCAGCCCCACCAGCCCCACACGCUCGCUGCCCAGGAGUGCCUCCAGUUUUGAGGGGCGAAGUGUGCCUGCUACCCCUGUCCUCACCCGGGGCAGUGGCCCCCGGCUCUGCAAACCCGAAGGCCUCCAUCCUCGUCAGUGGUCCGGUAGUCAGGACUCCCAGAUGGGCUUUCCUCGGCCUGACCCUGCUUCGGAUCGGGCCUCUCUCUUCGCAGCUCGUACGCGCCGCAGCAAUAGCUCUGAGGCCCUGCUGGUGGACCGUGCAGCUGCUGGGGGAGCUGGAUCACCACCUGCUCCGCUGGCUCCCCCUGCUGCUGGUCCCCCAGUUUGCAAGAGCAGUGAGGUGCUGUAUGAGCGCCCCCAACCAGUCCCUUCUUUCUCUUCCCGUACCACUGGCCCCCCAGACCCUCCUCGGGCUGCCAGACCUAGCUCGGCUGCCCCUGCAUCCCGUGGGCCCCCCCGGCUCCCACCUGUGUGUGGAGACUUCCUCUUGGACUACUCAUUGGACCGAGGCUUGCCCCGCGGUAGUGGCGGGGCCGGUUGGGGGGACCUGCUGCCUGCUCCUGAAGUUCCAGGACCCCUUUCCCGCAGAGACGGGCUCCUUGCCAUGCUCCCAGGUCCUCCACCCAUAUAUGCAGCUGAUGGUAGCAGCCCCCUCCUCCGCAGCAAGGACCCCAACAGCCGUGCCAUCCGUUCCAAGCCCUGUGGCUUGCCCCCAGAAGCCGUGGAGGGUCUGGAAGUGCAUCCAAACCCAUUACUCUGGAUGCCCCCACCCACCCGGAUACCUCCAGCUGGUGAGCGAGGUGGCCACAAGAACCUUGCCCUGGAGGGGCUGCGGGACUGGUACAUCCGGAACUCGGGACUGGCCGUUGGUCCCCAGCGCCGGCCAAUGCUCCCGCACGUGGGGCCAACACACACACCCUUCCUCCAUGCCCGCUGCUAUGAGGUGGGCCAGUCAUUGUACGGCCCUCCCAGCCAGGCACCGCUCCCGCACUCCAGGAGUUUUACAGCGCCCCCUGUCUCUGGCAGAUACUACACGGAUUUCCUGUAUCCCCCGGAGCUGAGCGCUCGUUUAAGUGACCUGACGCUAGAGGGGGAGCAGUCUUCCAGUUCUGAUACCCAGACCCCAGGGACACUGGUCUGA
Rattus norvegicus (Norway rat) is the source of this 2018-nucleotide messenger RNA. RefSeq names its product coiled-coil domain containing 120 (gene Ccdc120). The record is from RefSeq and is marked provisional. Gene Ontology annotation, cellular component: cytoplasm. NCBI's taxonomy places the organism in Eukaryota, Metazoa, Chordata, Mammalia, Rodentia, Muridae. The transcript is spliced from 9 exons. Bases 42 to 2018 code for a protein of 658 amino acids.